This is a messenger RNA of Trichoderma harzianum CBS 226.95, 1570 nucleotides long. RefSeq lists its product as hypothetical. Bases 181 to 1467 code for a protein of 428 amino acids. Lineage: Eukaryota; Fungi; Ascomycota; Sordariomycetes; Hypocreales; Hypocreaceae. The transcript has 2 exons. The record is from RefSeq and is a predicted model, not a curated record.
GUCAAAAUACAGAGCAAGGCAGGUGAGAUCCGAUCAGAUGCAGUUGAUCGUACCUUUCAUCAGCGCAUACCUUCCCCUUUAUAUAUUCAUUCCAUCCCCAGGCGUUGUCUUCUCCGGUUGUUUUCGUUUCCUUGCCACGAUAUUUACAUCCAUUCUUCAUCUCCACGGCUCGCUCUCUACAUGAACUUUGACUUUUUUAUCCGUCUCUUCUUGGGAAUAGCAAUUUUCUUCUCUGCAACAAACAUUGAUAACAUCAUGGAAGAUACCUCACAAUCAGGCCAUCACGCUGGCUGGCAACAUCAGGAGCACCAGGCUGAGAGCACGGAUUCAUCUGACACGGGUCUCGCAACCAAUACUGAGAGCACGGGUUCAUCUGACACGGAUCCCGCAACCAAUACGAAUGUCUCGGGAGGAAAUCCACGACGCAGCACUAGUCUUACAGCAAUAGCUGCCCUGGUCCAGGAGUCUCAGCGGCUUGCUAACGCAUCUCUUGGCCGUGUUUCCCGUUCCCAGAGCGCCUCUAAUGCUAAUGCUACAAUUGGACUUCACGGGAAUGCCAAUUCCCCGAAUCCUGAGGACCGCCUGGCAAUAUUGAACCAGUAUGUUGAACGGCUCCGGGGCCCUAACACCUUGUUGGAGGAGAGACUACAGGCGAUGUACGGACAGCUUCAGCGGUCGAGUAACAACAAUGAUGUCACCCACAUGAGACAGAGAUUCGACGGACGGUUUGCGGAUCUCGAGAAUCGCAUGAACGGCGUGACGGAAAGACUACAGGCAUUGGACGGACGGCUUCAGCAGCUUGGGCAUAACAAUCAUGGCGUUGAGGCACCAUCUCCUGUUGACGCACGGCUUCGGCAGCUCGAUCGCAGGGUGGCCCAUCAGACCGACGCCGCGAUUCGACUUGCGAAUCGAGUAUCGAGGACCAACCAACGACUUGACCGGCUUGAGAGGCGGAUUUCUGAAGAGGAUGACGAUGAAGACGAUGACUAUUGGGCUCAGGUCGAAGAGUUCAUUAGAUGGGCAGUUAGAGAUGCAGUCAGAGAUGCACUUCAUCCAAUUUCGGCUCCUCCAUAUGGCCAUGAUGCACUUGAGCCUCCGCCAUAUGGCCCUCAUCCAUAUGGCCUUCAACCGCUCGGAGUUCCUCCACAUGUCCCACAUUCACCCAGGAUGCCUCCAUCUGGCCUAAUUCCGAAUGAGGCGCCAAGGAGGAUUCCUUUAUAUGGGUUUGAUCGAGCUGCAAAUCGUUUAGUGAGACUCGACGCCCAUGAAGAAGCUACGGACGAAGAAGCUACGGACGGGGAGGCUAUGGAUGGGGUGGCUACGAAUGGGAAUGCUAAUGCUCCGGCAAGGGUGGUGAUGUUGACACUUGACCGCCGUGUUCCUAGUCAGCAUCUUCCAACUCGGCCUCCUAAUUCUCAGCGUCCAAAUUCUCGGCAUCGAAAUCCUCGGCAUCCCCAUUUAUCAUGAGAUGCCCCGUUACCAUGAUGAGAUGGAGUAGAAAGUGUUCGGCUUCACCUCCAACAAAUACUUGAGCCAAAAGGUAAGCAGGUCCAUUCGUCGACGUCAGAGC